Messenger RNA from Pseudomyrmex gracilis, 1665 nucleotides. Its product is annotated as protein yellow. NCBI's taxonomy places the organism in Eukaryota, Metazoa, Arthropoda, Insecta, Hymenoptera, Formicidae. The record is from RefSeq and is a predicted model, not a curated record. The coding region runs from base 312 to 1538 and encodes 408 amino acids. Gene Ontology annotation, cellular component: extracellular region. The transcript has 6 exons.
CGUUACACAAUGCAUUCACGUAGUGUCCUGUCUCUUAUAAGGAACCAACCAAGUUCUCCAACAGGUCGUACUAGAAAAUUUGUUCAGUUGUUGUUCAGUCGGUAGGACUUGUGGUACACGCUCGGUAUAUUUGUAGUUUACUGACAAUAAGAGUCAGUAAUGCAUUACUCAGUAGUUUACUGAGAAUUAACAGUGCGGCUUUAUCCGGUUCGCGAGAUCUAUUGUUAUUUCUCUAAUUUUUCGGAACGUACUAUCAGAGCAGUGUGUGUGAAUCUUUAAUCUAUUAUAGUUUAGCUAUUACUUCGCGAAAUAUGAAAUACAUCGUGCUUUCGACGACGAUUUUGUUGAUUCUGUGCAUCAAGACAAAGGCGCAAACUUUAGAAACUAUAGCACAAUGGCAGCUGCUUGACUUUGCGCUACCGCAUGAUCGCGGUUUUAUCAAUCGAUAUCAACCAGAAAAUAUAGUAAUGACUGGCAUCGAGAUAGCUUGGAACAGAAUCUUUAUCAGCACGCCACGAUUGCGUGCUGGUGUGCCAGCUACAUUGAGCUUUAUCCCUCGGAAGGUGCCAUUGGGAAGCAAUCCACAGCUUCAAGCAUAUCCUUCGUGGGACUGGCAUAAUGCUGGAAAAGGAGAAAUUAAUUGUACCAAAUUGAUUUCAGUAUAUCGGACUAGAUUAGAUAGAUGUGACAGAUUGUGGGUUGUUGACGCAGGUGUUAUGACAUCAAUCGAUGAUUUUAUGCCAGUUUGCUCGCCGAAACUUGUAGUUUUCGAUUUGAAAACUGAUCAGGUGGUUCGUCACAUUACUUUUCCACGUGAGGUGCUCCGACCGAAUACUUUGCUAACUAACGUUAUCAUUGACGAAUCUUCAGCAAAAACAUGCGAUGAUGUAUUUCUGUACAUGACCGAUACACUUGGCCCAGGAAUCCUUGUUUUUGAUGGUAAUAGAAAUAGAAGUUGGCGUGUUGUUCACUCAUCUAUGUAUCCGAAUCCAGAUCAAGCAAUGUAUAAGAUCGGAAGUGUAACUUUUGAAUUCUUGGAUGGAGUUGUGGGCAUUGCAUUUUCACCGAGAUUCCAAACAGUUUAUUUUCAACCUCUGGCGACCGAUCGAAUCUUCAGCGUGCCCACUUCGGCAUUGCAAGCCGGACCGCUUGCUCUGGGUCAACAGUUACCUGUGACCGUGGUUGGCAGAAAGUCGAGUCAAGGUCUGUCGUUGGCCGUGGAUCCUUGGGACGAUACGAUCCUGUUCGCUCCGUUUACCGAAACCGCGGUUGCAUCAUGGCAACCGCAGACAAAUCAACAAAGCAUACUUGUUUACAGCCCAGAAGAGUUACAAUUCAUUGCCGAAAUUGUAUAUGCAAGUCGCGAUAAUGGCAAUUUUUGGAUAAUGUCAUCCAGAUUCCACAAGUUCUUUCUGAGACAAAUUGAUAGAAAUCAGAUUAACAUUCGAAUUAUGAGGAUUAAAACGACUCGAGCUUUUCAGCAGCAAGUAGAUCGAUACUAUUCCUUGAAUUUUUACAAUAAUACUCUGAGAUACUGAAAAAAGAGCUAAUUAAAAUCUAUCAGUUGAAGAAAUUGCAAACAAUCGUAUCUGACAAUAUUGCGAAAAAUUUUAGAUAAAACAGUUUACACUUAAAAAGACAAAUUUUGUUAUAGAUACGUAGAAA